Messenger RNA from Pongo pygmaeus (Bornean orangutan), 658 nucleotides. Its product is annotated as small ubiquitin-related modifier 2-like. The coding region runs from base 371 to 658 and encodes 95 amino acids. Gene Ontology annotation, molecular function: protein binding. NCBI's taxonomy places the organism in Eukaryota, Metazoa, Chordata, Mammalia, Primates, Hominidae. The record is from RefSeq and is a predicted model, not a curated record. The transcript has a single exon.
ACACCAACCCACCACUAAAAUAGAAAUGAGACACUACAAUUUAUGAGAUUAGACUGCUGUUAUAUUAUGCUAUUUUAUCAGACAUAAACGAGUUUGAAAUUACUGUUCUAAACUGAAGUAAGUUAUUUGCUGAUUUUUAGGCCCGUUUUAAUAUUAUUUAGGAGACAUACAUAAGCUGAAAUUAAAUUAUGUGAAUGGAAUGAACUGAAAUUCUGUAGUGCUUCCCUUGGCCAUUUCUAACAAAUUCCUGUGGCUCGUAAGUCACAAUUUAUUCCGUAUAAUAUUAGAAAGUACAAAUAAUGGUGUAAACAACUAAAAUGCUCUAUGACAAUGAGCAGAGGUAGGAAAAACAUAAACUUCGGCGCUUGCCAUGGCCGACGAAAAGCCCAAGGAAGGAGUCAAGUCGGAGAACAAUGAUCAUAUUAAUUUGAAGGUGGCGGGGCAGGAUGGUUCUGUGGUGCAGUUUAAGAUUAAGAGGCAUACACCACUUAGUAAACUAAUGAAAGCCUAUUGUGAACAACAGGGAUUGUCAAUGAGGCAGAUCAGAUUCCGAUUCGACGGGCAACCAAUCAAUGAAACAGACAUACCUGCACAGUUGGAAAUGGAUGAUGAAGAUACAAUUGAUGUGUUCCAACAGCAGACGGGAGGUGUCUACUGA